Messenger RNA from Dracunculus medinensis (Guinea worm), 618 nucleotides. The record is from the annotation of a GenBank genome assembly. Lineage: Eukaryota; Metazoa; Nematoda; Chromadorea; Rhabditida; Dracunculidae.
AUGGCUUCUAAGAUUGCAUUUUUGAAUCGAUUCCGGAAAAUUCUUGCAACCCAUGAGCUCUUCGGUCUUCGCUGGUUGCUGGAUGGAUUCAAUCACUACGAUGAUGAUCGAGUACGUGAAGUUGGUCCUGAUCGAGCUGCAGCAGAAUGGGUUGUUCGAUGUGAAGGAAAAGUGAGAUUCGAUGUGUGGGAUGAAUUUAUCGAAAAUUAUAACGAUUUACUCCGACGAACAUCUUGCUUAGAUCCAAAAUUACCCCAGCAUCAAGUGCAUAUAAUUAGUAUCAGUGCAAUACAUUCAUCUAUUAGUGGCAGAGGAUGUGUCCAUCUAUAUGGUUUGAAAAAAAUCAAAGAAAUAUGUUUUAUUCACUGUAAAGCAUUCGAUGACACGGGUGUAGAAAAAGUUUCGAGGCUAACUUGUGGUACACUUGAAAAACUCCGUAUAGAAAGUUGCCCGAAGGUUACAGAAUAUGGGUUACGGUUUCUUGGUAAUUGCAGCAAUCUACAGUUCCUGUUACUUCGAGAUUUACCUCGAGUAUAUAAGAAGACAGAAGUUUUGCAGUAUUUAAAAAGCUCCCUACCAAAGUGUGAUAUUUGUUAUCCAGAUAGUAAUAUUGAAUAG